This is a messenger RNA of Poecilia reticulata (guppy), 2549 nucleotides long. It is a transcript of the gene dtx1, whose product is annotated as deltex 1, E3 ubiquitin ligase. Gene Ontology annotation, molecular function: zinc ion binding. NCBI's taxonomy places the organism in Eukaryota, Metazoa, Chordata, Actinopteri, Cyprinodontiformes, Poeciliidae. The record is from RefSeq and is a predicted model, not a curated record. Gene Ontology annotation, biological process: Notch signaling pathway; protein ubiquitination.
GGUUUUCAUCCCGGUUCCCGCAAGAUGCAGCCUCUUACCUGACGGGUCUGUGGCACCACAGCUGCUGCUGCUGCUGCUGCUGCCUACAGUGGCUGUCUUCUGUCGACCUGCUGUAGCUCUCCUGUGGUCAUCAGCAGCAUCAGGAUCGGGAUCUGUCACUUCAAACAGGACAAGGUAGACUUCGGCUCAUCAUCGAAAGUGGCCCCUGUCAAGAGAGAAACCUGCUGAAGAUGACUUCGUCGGAGCCGACUGCCUGAAAGCAGCAUGAGAUAACUGAGGGACUAUCACGCUAACUGCUGAUUCGAGCUGUUUUUUUCUCUUUUGAGGGCUGGUCCAAAACGAUGUUCCUGUGCGCGAGCUGACUGGCAGCGGGGGUUAGGGGGGCCUGGGGGGGUUGCAGUGGUGUUCUAGCACGGGGGACACAGCCCAGCAGCUCAGACGCAGCCGCCGCCGGAGAGAGAUGGCUCGCCCCGGGUCGGGGCUGCUGGUGCCCAUGAACGGGGUGGGAUACCCGCCUCAGAACCUGGCCAGGGUGGUGGUCUGGGAGUGGCUGAACGAGCACGGGCGCUGGAGGCCGUACAGCGCGGCGGUGUGCCACCACAUCGAGAACGUGCUGAAGGGGGACGCCAGGGGAAGCGUGGUUCUCGGGCAGGUGGAUGCCCAGCUCUCCCCUUACAUCAUCGACCUGCAGUCUAUGCACCAGUUUCGGCAGGACACAGGCACCAUGAGGCCCGUGCAGAGGAACUUCUACGAGCCGUCGUCGGCCCCAGGGAAAGGCGUGGUGUGGGAGUGGGAGAACGACAACGGCUCGUGGACGCCGUACGACAUGGAGAUCUGCGUGACCAUCCAGAAUGCCUACGAGAAGCAGCACCCGUGGCUGGACUUGACCUCUCUGGGCUUCUGCUACCUCAUCGACUUCAACAGCAUGUCGCAGACCAACCGGCAGAGUCAGCGCAAGCGGCGCCUUCGCAGACGCAUGGAUCUGGCGUACCCGCUCAUCAUGGGCUCCAUUCCCAAAUCCCAGUCGUGGCCCGUGGGCGCCAGCUCUGGCCAGCCCUGCUCUUGCCAGCAGUGCAUCCUGGUGAACAGCACAAGAGCCGCCUCCAACGCCAUCCUGGCCUCGCAGCGGCGUAAGCUCUACGGAGGGACGGCGGGCAACUCGGGCGCCCCGGGAGCCCUCGGCGGCGUGCGGCAGAGCAACACGUUUGCUGGAACCUCCCUGUGGUCCCCGACGUCCGGCUCCUCCGGUGCCAACCACAAUAACAUAAGCGUGGGAGGUGGGCAGUCGAAAGCCGAACAGGUGCAGUCGCCGCUGUCUUCUGCCAACUUCCCCUGCUCCCCGGUGAUGCCAUCGCUUUCAUCCUCCCACGGUCACCACGCGCUCACCAUCAACGGACAGAACAAUCUGAACCGGCCAGGCACCCAGCGGAUUUCCAUGGGGACCACUAGAGGAGCCAUCCCACCCGGCGUUCCUGCUUUACCAGUGAAAAAUCUGACCGGGUCUGGACCUGUGCACCCAGCGCUAGCAGGCAUGACAGGUAUCCUGAUGUGCGCUGCAGGUCUACCCGUUUGUCUGACUCGAGCUCCAAAGCCUAUCCUGCACCCACCGCCCAUCAACAAGAGCGACAUGAAGCCUGUGCCAGGGAUCACUGGCAUGCGGCGCAAAACCAAGAAGAAGCACCUGAAGAGAGGCAAAAACCCGGAGGAUGUGGUCCGAAGAUACACAGAGAAGAUUAAAGUGGUGCCAGACGAGGACUGUACCAUCUGCAUGGAGAGGCUGGCGAUGUCAUCGGGCUACGAAGGCAUCCUGCAGCACAAAGGCAUCAAGCCAGAGUUGGUGGGCAAACUUGGCAAAUGUGGUCACAUGUACCAUCUGCUGUGCCUGGUGGCCAUGUACAACAAUGGCAAUAAGGACGGCAGCCUGCAGUGCCCAACGUGUAAGACAAUCUACGGGGAGAAAACAGGCACCCAACCCCCUGGGAAGAUGGAGUACCACGUCAUCCCCCACUCUCUGCCCGGCUACUCGGAAUGCAAAACUAUCCGCAUCGUGUACGACAUCCCCGCCGGGAUCCAGACCAAUGAGCACCCCAACCCCGGCAAGAAGUUCAGUGCGAGAGGCUUCCCUCGACACUGCUACCUUCCCGACAACGAGAAAGGCAGGAGGGUCCUAAAACUCCUCAUCAUGGCGUGGGACCGCCGCCUCAUCUUCACCAUCGGCACAUCCAGCACUACGGGGGAGUCGGACACGGUCGUGUGGAAUGAGAUUCACCACAAGACGGAGUUUGGCUCCAACCUGACCGGCCACGGCUACCCCGACCCCAACUACUUGGACAAUGUCUUGACGGAGCUGUCGGCUCAGGGCGUCGGCGAGGACAAUCUGAAGGACUGACGUGCCGGCCACAACGGCGACCAGCAACACGGCGUCCUUCAGAGAACAAAGGGACGAUGCAUGACGCGCCAGUCUCUACGUCUGGCGACUCCUUAACAGCUUACAGCCUGAGACGUUCCUUCAGAAGUGGCUGACUAAGAGCAAUAGAAGCAGAAACCAA